AUGGAUCCAGAUCCGAUUGUCGGACUAUUUGAUAUCCAUCGGGUCAUACGCCCUACAAACUUGCUAGAAAUUGGACUAAUCGGCAGAGACAUCCUACGCCGAAGUUCGAGGGAGGGCGAAGAAGAAGAGAAGAGGAAGCCGAUAGUGGUGAUACUGGUGGGUGCACCAGGUAGUGGCAAAUCCACCUUCUGCGAUCAUGUCAUGCGGGUCUCUACCCGACCAUGGGUCCGAGUGUGCCAGGACACGAUUGGAAAUGGUAAGGCUGGAACCAAAACUCAAUGCCUGAUGAGUGCUGCAAGUGCAUUGAAGGCUGGCAAGAGUGUAUUUAUUGACAGAUGCAAUUUAGAUAGAGAACAGCGCUUAGACUUUGUAAAUAUUGGUGGCCCUCAAGUAGAUGUGCAUGCUGUGGUGCUUGAUCUUCCUGCAAAGCUUUGUGUUUCUCGGUCUGUAAAGAGGACUGGGCAUGAAGGAAAUUUGCAAGGUGGAAAAGCUGCUGCUGUUGUCAACCGAAUGCUGCAAAAGAAGGAACUCCCAAAGUUGAGUGAAGGGUUCGCUCGAAUAAUGCUUUGCCAGAAUGAAAGUGAUGUUCAAGUUGCUAUUAAUAUGUACAAUGCACUUGGUCCAUUAGAUACCCUUCCAUCUGGUUAUUUUGGCCAGAAGAACCCAGCCGCUAAAAUUCAACUUGGUAUAAUGAAGUUCCUAAAGAAAGUCGAUGGCCCCAGUAGGGCAGGANGUUAG
Ilex paraguariensis (yerba mate) is the source of this 738-nucleotide messenger RNA. NCBI's taxonomy places the organism in Eukaryota, Viridiplantae, Streptophyta, Magnoliopsida, Aquifoliales, Aquifoliaceae. The record is from the annotation of a GenBank genome assembly.